AAUAAGUUGAGUCAGCAUUAUUUAGAUUUUGGACACUCGUGUGGAUAAUUUAAGUGAACUCAACUGCUUCAUCUUUUUGUGUGUACUUCCUGUGGAUGUCUGUGUGUUAAACACAGAGAGGGAGUCUGUCACAGCGAGAGCAGCCAAGUUCAGUAGCUGAUGGUAAAUAAUCUCUCGCUCAUUCUUGAAUGAGUGCAUUGAGAAAUUGCAGGGAAAAGAAUAUCAUCUUGAGAAAAACAUGAAAAACAAGAUCGCGCUGACCUGGAUUCACCUCCUGAUAACAGUUGCCGGGGCAGCUGAUCAAGGUGGAGUAUCGUUCUGGAAAGAAAGCUUCACGAUGAAAUGUCCACAAGAUGGGAAAUGGUUCCAUGGAAAAAGUGAAGUGGGGCCCAAAAGCAGCUCCCACACUGUUUAUUACGAUGGAAAUACCAAAGGCCUUUAUCAUUGUGAAUACGGUCUCCAAAUGCCUACCGUAAAAUACUAUUUCUACGUUGAAGGAAACGGCUGCUCACAUUGUUUUGAGAUGGAUGGAGUCCUGUUGGGGCUGGCUAUUGUUGCAGAUGUGAGUGUAACAGCAACAGUGAUGAUCCUGAUCUACCGUUGCGCCAAGAAGAGAAAUGCCGCACAGGCAAAUGAAGGUCCAAUGCCACCCUCACCUGACUAUGAGCCCCUCAACAUACAUGGCCAGGAUGCAUACUCCUUCCUAAACAACACCAAAACAAGAUGAGGGUGGGAAGUUGAAACAUUUCACCGGCAAAGACAAACAACUGCAAAUGACGGACGGAAGACUGGGAAACUUUUUUUUUUUUCCAGUUUCCUCGUAUGCUGGCAAUGUGGAAAUGUCAAGAAUAGUUAUUCUGACAGUUUAUUGGCAAUAAUACAUUAACAGACAUCAAACAAACUAAGAUCGCGGCACGACUUCUUUGCUCAAUAAUUUAGUAUACUGUAUUUACAGUUGAUAUUUAGUAUGAAACACAUUGUGGUGAAAGUGAACUAUUAUGCCACUUCUCAUGCAACGAUGUAUUAGAUUAUACACAUCACAAAUAUGGCUAAGAUACUGUUUUUAUAAACGCUCCCAUUUGGUUGGAUUUUAAAAUGUUUACUAUUAAGUAAUUGUAAUCUAAAUAAUCAAUUAUACGUUAGGUCAGGAAAAAACACAGAGGCUAUUUAAUCCCUACAAGCCUGUUUCGCAGGUUUUUAUGCUCUUCAGGUGGAAUAAAAAUAAAAUCCCCUGAAGAGCAGAGAAACCUGCGAAACGGGCUUUUUCCUGACCUAACGUAUAUUCCGCUCUAUAACGGAUAAACCACAGAAACCUUGACUUUAAAUAAUCAAUUAUAUAAUCAAACAACUAUGUAAAUAAAGAUAAUACAACUGCCUGUUAAAUGCUGAGCAUAUAGGGCAGCUCACUGUGUUACGGCGGGGUUGCAGCUUGCUGAGAGUUUUGUCCCCCCGGGAUGCAAACGGACGACUCCGGACGAAAGCGUGCAGGUCGGAGAAAAUUUAAUUGUCAUAAAGCAUAGCAAAACAGAAAAGCAAAAAAGGAUGCGUGCUGAUCACACGCGGAAUCUAAGGCAAAAAACUUAGCACAGGAAAAAUAGAAACAAGAACUAGGAAUAUCUAAACCUAACAGUUGCAUGAAGCCAGAUUGAGCGGGGCGAGAAAGGUCAAUAAAUAGCUCUCUGAUUAGUGGUAGACUGCAGCUGAGCGUUCCGACCAUUAACCAGAGGCAGGUGAACCGAAUUAAUCCCCAUAGAAACCAAAACUAACCCAGAGGUGCACAAAAGGAGGAGUCCAAAAAUAACAGAACAUAACAAAAACAUGAUCUGGGCCACGGAUCAUGACACACUGAAAGCAGGUAAAAUGUUCUUACCUGGAAUAAAAGUGUAAAAAGAAGUUAAAUGCUACAUAUAAAAAAAGGGGGGGGACUCAUCCAAAACUUUAAAUAAUACACUGACAAAAAAAAUGUAUAUGAGCUUAUAGUUAAGGUUACAGCUAAGGUAAAACGUGUAGUAAGAGAUAAAAAAAAUAAAAAAAAAGUAGGCUAUCUCGUUAGUCAAAUGUUUUUAACCUGAAUUUCAGGUCAUUUUUGCAGUUUGCAUAUGAAGGGAGAGUCUAUCAUACCCAUCAACCCUUCUCUACAUGAACUGAACUGGAAAUUCCGUGACCAAAAAAAUAGAAACCUAGAAGAGAACGGGUAAUGCCGGAAACCCUGACCUUUAAAGCUGGCCAAGGAACACCCGGGUAACACAUCCUGUCGAGUAAAGUCAGGCCUUCAUAACAGCAACACAGUAGGAAGUCCACCAGCCGGUGAAAAAAAAAAAAGACUUUUCUACUUUUUUUCUAGAAAACGUCCCUAAUUUUCAAACGCAAAUACCAUUUUUUUAAUUGUUUUUUUAAUUAUUAUUUUAGCAACGUGUGGUUGCUUUAGUCAUAAUUUGCUAAGCAAUCAACAGGCAUUUCCCAUAUUUGAUUAUGACUCUGUCACACGUUUCUUCUUUGGAAAUUUUUGCAUAACAAAAAAGAUAACCAAGAAGCAAAACAAAUCAUUAUUCGGGUCGACAAUCACUGAGUGGAAGACUCACAAAAUUGAUUGGGAUUGUAGAGUCGUGUUGUACAGUCCAAAAAUAUGUUAAAAAAGUUCUACUGUGUUAUGUGAAAUUCAUUUAAAAUGUUAUGUUUUAUGGAUGGUCAAAUGGGACAAAUGAAAUUAAUACAUAUGUCUUUAAUUUAAGUGUGUGAAUCAGUGUGUGAAUGGAUGAAUGUGGAAAUAGUGUCAAAGCGCUUUAAGUUCCUUAAAAAGGUAGAAAAGCGCUAUACAAGUAUAAUCCAUUUACCAUUUAAAUAACCACUUGAAGGUGUCCUUAAUUAAAAUAUGAAUUAAAUAGAUAAAUGGGUUUGAAAAAAAGGUGUCAAUGAUUAAUUUAAUGUUCAAUCAUUAGAUAUUUAAUUAUUGAAUUAUUAAUGAUGCAAUUAUCCAUCCAUCCAUCCAUCUUCAUCCGCUUAUCCGAGGUUGGGUCGCGGGGGCAGCAGCCUAAGCAGGGAAGCCCAGACUUUCCUCUCCCCAGCCACUUUGUCCAGCUCUUCCCUAAAACAUUUUAAUUAUUAAAUAAUUGCAUAAAAAAUAAAUGAUGCAAUUUUUUAAUGAUUGAUUUAUUUUCAAUUAUUUAGUUCCAUAAUUAUGUCAUGAUUUUGAGUGCUUCAUGAAUUUAUUUCAUCCAUCAAACUAACCCAUCAAAGUCCUGAGUUGGAAUAGGUAAAAUAUUUGAAAUAGUUGAAUAAAUCAUGAAACAAUUCUUUAAAUCAUAAAAUAACUAACAUAAAUCAUGUAAUAAUUCAUUAAAUUAUCAAACAAUCAUUCAAAUUCUUAGUUAAAUAUUAAAAUAAUUAAUUAAAUUGUGUAUAAUUCCAAUUGUAAAUAAUUAGACUUUUAGGUAAUUAUUUAUUUAUCUUGUUUUGUAUCAUUUGACCCUCCAUAAUAUUUGCCAUCAUUUAAUAAGUUAUAACACAUUUGAUGUUUUUUUUUUAGCAUUGGCAAAAAAAUGUUUGCUUUUUUAAAAAAUUAUGCAACAUCUCAACUCAUGGUAUUAUACUUAUAAAUUAAAAUGCUUUAAUAAAACUGUUUUCUCAUGUACUGUAAACACCUAUGUAACAUUUCUUUGCUAUCAUUCACUUUCUUUGUACCAUAACUUUAUUAAGUUCUCAUUUUACUUACCGUUAGCGAAGUUAAUAAUGGAAAAUACCUGUGUUACUGAUUUUGUGGGGGGGAAAAAGUAACAAUUUGGUUGAGAACUGUUUUAUAUGUACAAUAAUGCAAUAGAGGAUGUGAAUCAUUUAUUUUUGGAAUGCGAUGCUGUACAUUUGUUUUGGAAAAAUAAAAGGUAUAGAAA
Messenger RNA from Nerophis ophidion (straightnose pipefish), 3887 nucleotides. RefSeq names its product T-cell surface glycoprotein CD3 epsilon chain-like. The transcript is spliced from 5 exons. Gene Ontology annotation, cellular component: alpha-beta T cell receptor complex; external side of plasma membrane. Bases 239 to 727 code for a protein of 162 amino acids. Gene Ontology annotation, biological process: cell surface receptor signaling pathway; positive thymic T cell selection. Gene Ontology annotation, molecular function: transmembrane signaling receptor activity. The record is from RefSeq and is a predicted model, not a curated record. NCBI's taxonomy places the organism in Eukaryota, Metazoa, Chordata, Actinopteri, Syngnathiformes, Syngnathidae.